This is a messenger RNA of Hypoxylon trugodes, 1160 nucleotides long. RefSeq lists its product as uncharacterized. Bases 223 to 1068 code for a protein of 281 amino acids. The record is from RefSeq and is a predicted model, not a curated record. The transcript has 3 exons. Lineage: Eukaryota; Fungi; Ascomycota; Sordariomycetes; Xylariales; Hypoxylaceae.
UUUUCACAUGAUGUCAAACAAACCCGGAGCCGUUGGAAAAUUUGACGGCAACCGUAGCGAGCCAGGAAAAUUUGAGCGGCUCCGGCUUCCAAUAUGUGUUGUAUAUCCGUGCACUUUGACCUGGGCUCAUCUAGAAAAAUUUAAUACUUAAUUCAUCAAUAUUUAAUAUUCGCUAUCUAUCAAGAGACAUCUACCGCUCUAGUACAUUUAAUACUCGGAGAUAUGGCGGACCCUAACGUCAACACCGCCCCGGAGUCCGAACAGAGGAGAACGGGUAGUAUACAGAGCGGCCACUCUAACUCGUCAACACUAUCGCCAAAGAACUCGAUCAUAUCGAAAGCAUGGAGUCAUAUGCUAGAACCAAUUCGUCCUUCGGAAUUUGCCGAGCUUGAACUUCUCAUUCUAACCUUCUGCACCGGCAUCCAAGACGCCAUCUCCUUCCCCGACUACCACUGCUUCGCCUCGAACCAAACCGGCAACACCGUAUUCCUAAUGCUAGCCGCUCUCCUCCCGCAUUUGAACGGAGAAAUGUUCAUCCUAGCCAACAUCGCCUCAGCACUAGGUUUCUUCCUACUAGGCGCCUAUAUCACGGGGCAAGUCGGCCAUUUCAUAGGCCCCAGACGGCGUAUCUGGCUUUUCAGUUGCAAUUUUAUCCAGUCCUGUCUUGUGUUCGGCGCCGCGGGUAUGCAAUACGUACACGGUGCCGGACUGAGAGGAGGGGAUGCGGUAAUUGUGGUCGGGUUACUUGCGUUUGCGUCGGGUAGCCAGGUUGUGCAGAGUAGAGCGUUUAAGAUGACGGAGAUUAGUACUGCGAUGGCGACGGCGGCUUGGGUGGAUUUGGUUAUUGAUCCGAAUUUGUUGAAGAUGGAUAAUCGGCCACGGACUAGACGCGCGUUGUUUCUAGGCACGUUGAUUGUGGGCUCGCUGGCUGGUGCGGGCAUUUAUCGUGCUGCUGGGUCUUGGGUUGCCAUUCUUGUGUCGGCGGCCGGGAAGAUGGUUGUUACGGGGAUGUAUUUGUUUAAUAGCGCGGAGAAGCCGAAGAAGACUGAAGGACAGGAUGCUUGUUAGGUAGUGUAAUGUGGCUCUGAUUUACGUUGGUUAUAGAAAUGCGAGCAAGCGAGCGAAUGAAUAGAUUUAGAUUGGAGUAGAUUUAAUUCGGC